Molecule: messenger RNA, 8656 nt
Organism: Dinoponera quadriceps
Lineage: Eukaryota; Metazoa; Arthropoda; Insecta; Hymenoptera; Formicidae
Gene: Vmat
Product: synaptic vesicular amine transporter
Exons: 12
Coding region: 247-1791 (514 amino acids)
Biological process (GO): aminergic neurotransmitter loading into synaptic vesicle; transmembrane transport
Cellular component (GO): synaptic vesicle membrane; terminal bouton
Molecular function (GO): serotonin:sodium:chloride symporter activity
Source: RefSeq, a predicted model, not a curated record
AGACGCAGACGGUGGUGGACAGAGAGAGCGACGGCUCCGGGCCGGCACGAGGUGAGAUGCGCCCUUAUCGCCCUUAUCGCUCUCAAUCGUCCGUGCAGUUUCUAUCGGGGUGCCCCGACGCUCCUCGCCAGCCGGGACACAACCUCGACGACUAACAACGAUAGCGGCGAUACAGGACCGGAGAACAGCCCGCCCCGAGUGACCCGGCUGACACACCGAACAUCAGCGGAGGGAUAAGAUUCGAGAAUGGGGGGCGGAGAAUGGAGAGGCUGGUUGCAACGAUGCCGGGAAUCCCGCAAGCUCGUUCUCAUCAUCGUUGCCAUCGCCCUGCUGUUGGAUAAUAUGUUGCUGACGACUGUGGUCCCAAUAAUGCCGGAAUUCCUCUAUGACAUCAAACAUCCCAACGCAACAUUGAGCGAACGUCUGGAAGGAAGCGGGUCUCAUCAAACUAUAAUCACCACUACCGCCUCGCCGACAACCACAACGACAGCAACGGCUACAUCAACAACGCCAAAAUGCCCGUGCGCCCCGAACAUAUCGGUUCCUACCGGAUUAGCAUUUCGACACCCCACCACCCCCGCCAUGGACCUAGAAAUUACCACGGUCAAUCUUACGUUGUCGGAAGUAAAGGAAAAAGAGCAGAGGCACCGAGAAUUAGUGGACGAAACCGUGGAAGUGGGAAUAAUGUUCGCUUCCAAAGCCUUUGUCCAGUUGUUGGCUAACCCUAUAGUUGGGCCAUUGACCCACAAGAUCGGCUACAGCAUACCUAUGUUUACCGGAUUCAUUAUCAUGUUUUUAUCCUCGCUGAUUUUUGCUUUCGGACGAAGCUACGGUGUGCUUUUUCUAGCACGAGCUCUUCAAGGUAUCGGCUCGUCGUGUUCGAGUGUUUCCGGUAUGGGCAUGUUGGCGGAGAGAUAUCAGGACGAUAAGGAACGCGGCAACGCUAUGGGAUUUGCGCUUGGUGGCUUAGCUCUCGGUGUCCUCAUCGGUCCUCCGUUUGGCGGAGCUAUGUACGAAUGGAUUGGGAAAUCUGCCCCGUUUUUGGUCCUUUCCGCGUUAGCUCUCGGCGAUGGAUUGUUACAGCUUCUGAUGCUUCAACCGUCGAUCGUGUAUACGGAAGCGGAACCGCCGUCAUUGAAGUCUCUCGUCACCGAUCCUUACAUCAUCUUGGCCGCCGGAGCGAUCACGUUCGCGAAUAUGGGUAUCGCUAUGUUGGAACCGAGCCUGCCGAUCUGGAUGAUGGACACGAUGGGUGCCAGUCGUUGGAAACAGGGGGUCACGUUCCUGCCUGCGAGCAUAAGCUACCUGAUCGGCACGAACCUCUUCGGGCCGCUGGGACAUAAAAUAGGCAGGUGGUUAGCGUCGCUGAUUGGACUCGUCGUUAUUGGCAUCUGCUUGAUGUGCAUUCCGCUGGCGAAAAAUAUCAACCACUUGAUCGUACCAAACGCAGGUCUGGGAUUUGCUAUCGGCAUGGUGGACAGUUCGAUGAUGCCCGAGCUGGGUUAUCUAGUGGACAUAAGACAUGCCGCCGUUUACGGAAGCGUGUAUGCCAUCGGCGACGUGGCAUUUUGUCUAGGCUUUACUAUAGGUCCUGCAUUGAGUGGAACUUUGGUCAAAAAUAUUGGUUUCGAAUGGAUGCUUUUCGGGAUAGCCAUAUUAAAUUUCCUUUAUGCGCCUCUUAUGUGCUUCUUAAAAGCGCCACCGACCAAGGAAGAGAAGAAGUCGUUAAUAAUCGGCGAAAAAUCGUCUGUGCGAUACGUCACGUAUCAGAACGAGGAAGAGGACCAAUAAACAGUGAUUCUAAACGUUUUCGAUACAUUUCUGUAUCGCUUAGAGAGAAUUUGUUAUUCGUUUUUCUUCUCUUUUCAACACAUUGUUAAAAAUAAGUUAUUAGCGUUUUAAAAUCUUUAUAUAUAUAUAUAUUUUUUUUUUAAUUUCCACAAUAAUGUUAGAAGAUGUCUUAAAUAUUCUCAUUUUCCAACUUUAAUUUUAAUCGUAUCAGAAUGAGGAUACAACUCCAUUUUGUUAUUUUUCUUUUAUUCAAUAUUAUCGAUAUAUAAAUAUAUCAUACCUAUAUUUUUAGUUUCAUAAAUGAUAAGGAGCUACAAACAUCGACAAUAAGCACAACCGUUGACACGCACUUGAUAACAUUUGGAAAAAAAAAGGACAUGUAAAUGUAAUUAUUAUUUGUAACCGAGUAACGUUUUCACAAAUGAUCUGUCGUCACCACCGGCGAGGGAAAUUGCGAGCGAUCUAACACGCAAGUAGAUUCGAAGAAGUCGCACAACACCACGCUUGGUCUCUAUAAAGAUAAUAUAUUCCGUAAGAGCACAGGUCGCGCUCUGUGAACGUUCGAGAGCAGACUCGAGGAGUUCUCAGCUGCUUCUCAAGUCAAGUCUAACCGGAUAUAUUAUCGAGCGUAUGUCUACAUACUGUAUGUAAUAUGCAAAUAACCGAUAGAUCAAAAAGCCCUGGAGCGACCUGGAGAGUCGCGAGAAAGCGGAGGAAAAAGAGUCUCGCUGUAUCGCGGCGUGCGAUAGAAGAAGGUAUCCGCGUUAAAUCGUGUGUCUGGAGGAUACGUAAUAAGAGAAGGACAAACGCGGCGCGGAAGUUAAACCGUUCAACGCAGAAGGCGCUUUUAGCAUUCCCGUAACUGCGACGCGUUCCGGAUACAAAAGAUGUAAAAUCGAGCGAGAGAAAUGAGAGGUCGCGGUGUUCGCCCUUUGUAUCCGGAACGCCCACAGGAGCCCCCCCCCCCCACAGGAUAUCCUUAAGGCUCUAAGUAUAUAAAAGAGAAAAGAAGAAAAACACGAGUAAAAAAAAACAGGAGAAAUCGAGGGAAAGAGAUGCUGAAGGCAUUGAAGCACACAGAUGUUACACAGCGUCGAGGGAUUAUAAUAAAUAUAUACGUAAUAUGUUACAAUAAAUACGAUUGUUCCAAAGUUGAAGAUGAUAUCGAACGAUUACAUAGCCGAAGAUAAUAUAUAUAUAAAUCAGCGGGACGAGACGGUGUCGCGCGCCUCGGCAGAUCGUGCGAGAACGCCCGGCGCGCUCCUCAGGUGAUGACGAAACACACAAACGGUAAAUUUAGUCUCUUGUCUCAUGAGGAAGAACCGCCCGAUUUGGUUUCCCUGAAUGGCUGCAAGGAAACCGGCGACGAGAAAACGCGACAGUCGGGUGCCAUGAAGAGUUCUUCGCUUGUUCCACGUGAUCGGAAGUCGAAUACGGGCUCACCUCGUCGCGAAAAUCGCCGCGACUUUUCUCACGCGAGGCACCCCGGCGCGUACGAUUUACCGAGGAUUCGCGGGAUCCCAUUGCCGCGGGUGAGAAUAUAAAAGAAGAAAAAAAAAAGAGGGAGAAAGAGAGAGAGAGAGAGAGAGAAGGUAAGCCGCUAGGAAAGCUGCGGCUUCGAGCUUACGCACGCGGGCACGCAAAUUCCGGCGUUUCUCCGUCAAUCGAUUCUUCGAAUACUCGUUAAUCCUCGUUUCUUCCCCGAUUCUCGCGUUCUUCCCGGCAAGAAUUUAACACGGAGAACGCGCCGUGAGAUUUGUCGCGACGGAGAAUAGUAGAAUCUAAGUUUAAUGUUAAAGAAAAGAAAAAAAUGAAUAAAACAAGAAUGGCGAAAAAGAGAGAGAAACGGACGGGGUAGACGAAGCGUUCAGGGGAUUCGCGAAUUAUAUGAUAAACUCUAUGAGGAUUCGCCGCGGGAAACUCUAGCUGUGACGAUUUAUUUAUUCUGUUGCCGAGACGACGGAGACGUUGAGAGAAAGAGAGAGAGGGAGAGAGAGAGAUCGAUCAGGCCGGACCCCGCGAAAAAUAGAACGUUCGUAGAAGCAAUAUAGAGUAUAGCGUAGCUUAACGUUUAACUCGCGUACGCCUACUUGUACGCGAUCCGUCUACGUGUCGUGUUCUAUGUCAGUGUGAUGUAUCUUCGUAUAAAUGUGAUUGCUCGGACAGAAAAAAGGAAAAAAAAAAAUCAACAAGAAUUGUCGUGUAUUUAUUACAUACAUAUCGGAGUACAUCUCGUUGCUAUUCGUGUACGACCGAGUAUACCUUAUUACGUAUAUAAGCGAGUCGGGUAAAAACACCUGUUGAGAUCCUAAGCUACCAAGCUACUUUUCACGGGAGACAUUCGCCAAGACAUUUCUCAUCCAAUUGUCGUUUACGUAGUGAUUACACCGUAAGAGACGUACGUGAUUAGGGCGUAGCGCGUUUGCUUGUUGUGCGAGUAUGCACUAUGCAGUAUUAAAGAGCGGAUUAUAAGCAGUUAUAUCGUAAUCUCUAGAGAUAUAUAUAUAUAAUCGCGAAAGUUAUACGCAGAGUUUGGAAUCUCGUCGGUGUCCGAAUCUUGUUCAUGUUAUCAAAACGAUAAAGCAAAAAUGGGGUCCGGGGUGAAAGGCGGGUUUCGCAGAGCAGAAGUAAAAGAGGUUGUGACCAUUGUGGCAUUAAACUACAGCUUUCCACGCGCGGAUUCCGAACACACAAGGUCGUAAAAAAUCUCUUUACGCACCUACUCCCGGUACGAAGCGCGAGUCAAUUCGAUUCGCGAAUUCCUCGCCAACGCUCGCCCCGUUAAAAUAUACAUAUAUAAAUAUAUAUAUAUAAAUAUUUAAGAAUGUGUCGUGGAGAGAAAUAAAUAAAGGAAGGAGCGAGAGAAAGUGCGAAGGCAACGGCGAAGGAAAGACGAUGGGAAAAAGGAAACAGAAGUGAAAGAAGAGCGAACGAGCCGAAAUUAUGACGAUUUUUCGAGCCGCGCGAAUUCGGAUUCGUUACGUUACCUUCAAACGGCAGAGUUCUGUUUUCACCAACGCGUUCCCCUCGUACCUCCUUCUGUCAUAUAUACGUAUAUAUUACGACGCUGUUGUUAUGAUUAUUAUUUUUAUACGUUAUUUUAUACAUUAUUAUUAUUACUAUUUUUAUUUCGUAAGAAUAAUAAUAACAAUGAGUAUCCUCUCUACUGUCGUGAUUCAAUGUUGUUACGUGAGCUGUUGUACUAUAUCGCGUAGCUAUAUCGCACAAUAUAUUUCACCGAUCUCGUUCCCUUGUAUGUAAAUAUAGUGAAAAAAAAAAAAAAAAAUCUAACGAACUGUCGUCGCCGCUGAGAUACCUUGAAGGAUGUUGUUCCACCGACUUCCUCGGUGGAUCUCUUCUCUCAUUUCAAAUUUACUCUCCUGCGCGAUAUCGUAAGCGUGCGUGUGUAUGUGUAUGUGUAUAUGUAUGGUAUAUGCGCGUGGGUGUGAGUGUGUGUGUAUGGGCACUCGCGGUUAUGUUUGUUUAAACGACCGAACGAAAAUGAGGAGGAACCAAUUUGUCCACACAUACAUUACGUAAAGAUUUAUUAUCCCGAAUAUAUGUAUUGUACGCUUUUCUCUCGCGGAAAAUUACUGACGUUCAAGACGAUUUCAAUUGCCGAACAUAAAGUUUCAUUCAAAAAGACACUAAAUCUAAAACUAUAAAAAUCUAUCGUUCGGUUCUUUCAUUGGAAUUUGCGCUUGAGAAGGAUGAGUUGUAUCUGUACUGCGAUUACGCCAGUUGAUCUCUUACGUUGGAAUUUAAUGGGCAACCGUGCACGCUUAAACAACGUGAAUUAGCGCCUAGCAAAUUACGAUAACAUAUCUGCUAUUCGAAAACGACAUAUCAACAACCAGUGGCUCGCGCUCUUUAUGGUAAAAUCCAAGAGAUUCAACGGCUUGGAAAUAAUAAUCCUUGGAAUUACUGAUAAAUCUAACGUUUCGAACAAAUUGAUUUCAAUUCGUACUUUAAUUUAAAGAGGAUCGACAAAAAUCGCAAAAGACAUCUUCGUCGAGUGUCAAGCCACAUGUACAGGUCGUUCCAAACUAAUCUCGGUAAUCCCGCGAUGUGCAGCUGUAGAACUGAGAUGAAACUGAGCAGAAAAGUCAUGUGUCAUUUUCGCAAAAUUCAUAAUAGUUAAUGGAGAAUUAAUGAUUUUAUCUCAACUGAUAAGCGCACGGUAAACGGUAGACCGGACUCCGUAUGAAGAAAAAUGUCUUACUUCCGGAGUUCUCCUAGAAACGAUGAGCAUCAACUGAUUUCAACAGGCGGAGUGAACAGCGAGCGGCAUGUGACAAAGAAUUGUACGCUGAAAAGAAUCACGCCUCUCGUUGUCGGUUGAUACUCAUCGUUGCUAGAAGAUCUUCGGAAGUAAGCCAUUUUCUUUCAUACAGAAUCCGGCCUACCGCUUCCAGGUCGCUCAUUAGCUCAGACAAAAUAAUAAAGUCCUCAUUAACUAUUGCGGAAUUUUGCAAAAUGACGUGUGACUUUUCUGUUCAGUUUCGCCCGUUCCACCUGCGCAUCGCGGGAACCGAGAUUAAUCUGAGACAUCCUGCAUAAAUGUAUAAUCAUUAACAAUAAAGUUGUAAUAUUUCUUCCUCAAUGAGUUUUAAAAUGCAUCGAAAAUCCAAUAGAAGAAUUUAUCUAAUUCCAACGGAAGAGAUUGAGAGCCGUAAUAACGAAUUGCUCUCCCCAGUAGUGCAUACGAGUUUCUCCAAUUUGCGGGAGAAACAGCGAAACGACUCGAGUCUCGUUUCAUAAUUGGAGUACGAAAGUAUGUGCGCGACGCCGCGAUGAUUAUUUGUGUGAGUCUCUCGUGUAAUUCCUAUUCAGCCCGUAUCGACUACUCGGCCGGCGGCCGAGCAGGCUUAAUUGUACGAAUUGCAGAUGCAAUCAACGUGACUGUGUUGUUAAUCGAAGCGAAUUGUGCGAAGAGAAUCCGUAAAACGUGCCGCGCUAAGCGCCUCGUCGAUCACACGCGGCCACGUACGCUUCCGGCAAAGAAAUGCAAAAUAAUAACGAUAUACGGUCGCACCGCAACUGUUACGUACAAAUAUCACACACCUGACAAACGAAUCGGGAUAUCCGGCUGCUAUAUUUGGGCGUCGCAAGAGGCACGGUAGGAUUCGUAAUCUCCUGGCUGUCGAUUCUCGUAAGAGGAGGUCCUGCGAAGAAGGAGGCGAAUUAAGAAAUUCGUAGGGAUAAUUACAAAAUUCCCAAUCAUUUUUUAGAACGGGGACCGAACGACGGUUUUCUUCUUCUUCUUCUUCUGUACUUUUUGCAUUUAUUCUGAGAUAUUCUCUAGUCGCGGAACUACGAUUAAAUAAUUUUCUUCGAUGCUAAUCGAGAUACGGUGAAUCCCCUUUUGCCUUAUAGCGUAAAUUAAUUAUGUCGUUGUACUUUAUUUUCCGGAAGGUGUUGGAGAAAUUACUCGGCUGCUGGUAAAACAUACGGAAUGAUAGAUCAGUAUAUUGAAAGCAAGAAGAAAUGAAAGGGAAUUCAAGUAAAAUUAAAUCAAUCCUUAAUCUCAUGAAAAUAUAAAAUGUUAAUUAACUUCAUAGAUGAGUUCCCGUCUGUGUUAUUUAAUUUGCCUAUUUUUUCGCAAGGAAAGCACAGCGCACAGCCAUGCGGGGAGUAAAAUCGUGCGAGGGAAACACGCGCGUCAAAUUGAACUGCAAGUAGUAUCGUCGUGCGUCAUUCGGUUGUCAUCGUUUUGCAACGAUGCUUCCGCAUUGGAUAUGUUAUAGAAAAAAGAUGAAGAAGAAGGGAGGAAGAGAGAAAGAGGAAAGGAACGCAAAUUAGCGAACUAUUCGUCGGCCGCUGCUAUUGUGAACAGACAAUAAGCAAUGAAAAAAAAAAAGUGCAAAACCUUCCCUGCAUUCGACACAUUCAGAGGAUCGAUCGAUCGAUUGUUGUCUCGUUGGAAAUCCGCCUACCAAGAAACGACAUUGGCAAAUACGCGAUCCGUCGUUGAAAUCGACAAUGCGUGAGAGAGCAGACAACGUGUGUAAGGAGAAACUAGACGUUCGAUCGGUUACCCAAAAAAAAAAAAAGAAAAAAACUCACCGAGGAAUUUCUUCGUUAGGAAGGUAUUGGACGACGCUUGUCUAUGUAUUUAUCGUUAUAUUAUAGUUUCAGCAGCAGCCUCUCGCGCUCGUUGUAAAAUCGCAGUCUGUAAGUCUGUACCUAUUUAACGUUGUCGUAUCGUUAUAUCGUAGAUAUCUUAACAAGCUGGUGUAUGGGUCCGACUUUCAUGCCUGUGUAGUAAUCGAGGGAAAGAAGAAGAAGAAGAAGAGGAGGGGGAGGAGGGAGAAAAAAGAGAGAUUUAACGACGCGCUUAUCUUAUAGAGCGUAUUUCCUUGCUUUUAGGUGUUAUCAUACAUAUAGUGCGCGAUUAAAUAUCACCGGAAAUCAAAUAACUCGCAUAGAACCUUCUCCACAAGCAAAGGCAGUUAAAGGAAGUUAAGAGAGGAGAGAGCCGCACUAGUUUCUAUAUAUAUAUAUAUUUUUUUUUUUUUGCGCGCGUUUUCGAAUGCGUAACGCCGGCACCGAGAAUCGCCAGUCGAAUUUCGCUUUGAGAUUGUACCCGAAUUGUUGAGGCUUGCGCGAGACACGUAACGCGAUUACAACCAAACCGACUUCUAUAUAUUAAGCGUAUUAAGAUCACAGAAUAAAUAUGGUCACAAAGUAUAUAUCAUCGGUGGGUCGCAUAAAUUAACGCGAUAGAUAAGAGGUAUUCGCGUCAGCAAAGUAACGGAUUCGUUGUUAACUAUUUAAUGUUUAUUCUGACGUCUAUGUGUAUAAUGUGUCUAUGUGUACAUGAGAAGAUAUGUUAUGUCGAAUAAAUAAGCUGAAUGAUCUCUAA